CAGCUUAACAGGGGAGAGGAAUGUCACCUCUGCCCAGAGGUGCUGAAAGCUAGGGUUCUUACACCCAGAAAAGGCAUGCCCCUCCCUUCCCCAAGGAUAAUUGGAAACAGCCCUUACAGCUGAAUGUGGGUUUGGGGUUGUAGGUACUCCCUUUCCUCUCUCAGCCUCAUUUCUCCCCAUAACCAUCAAAGAAGGGCCCAAGUUUACCCCCUAAUCUCUUGCUUUUCACCCAACCCUAGAUAACAGUAAAGGAUACAGGAGAAGACUGGCAAUGAGUGGGGAGUUCAGUAACCUGGGUUUGCUUUCUGGCAUUAUCCUAGACACUCUAUGACCUUGGGCAAGUCCCGGGACCCCCCUGAGCCUCAGUUUCUUUUUCACUUCGAUGGGGAUCCUUUAGCUCGGCCCCCCUCCCACCUCACAGGUGGUCGUGAUGAUCACUCAGCGCACUUGGUGAAGUGCGAAGCCUUCAAGGUUAUCAUUCUCUACAGACCGCUCGGGAGCAGCGGUGUUGUUUUGGGAUGCAGGAGGCGGAGGCUGCGGGAGCGAAAGGGGCUGGGUUCCUGGGGUGGAGAAGAGACGAACCUUUCUGGAUCUGAGACGCAGAUUCCUAGCGCUCGGGAGACGCGAGGGCUGGAGGGCAGACGGGCAGAAACUAAGCCUGAGACGGGAGUCGCAAAGACAAAGGGGGCGUGAGAGACCGCGCCAGGGAGCAAGGCGGCGGGAGGUGCGCCGGGCGAGGGAGGUGUGGGGGCGUGGGCUGCGGGAUCCUGCCGCCCGCUCCCUCUCGAGCUCCAGCUCCGGUUUUUCCCUCCGCCAUCCUCUCCCCCUCCCCGCCUCUCCUUUAACUCCCCCUCCCGGGCUCGGGACUGGUUUCCUCCCUUAGCCCGCUGCCCUCAAUCCCGGCGAGGCUGGGGCUCCGGUUUGGCGCCCCCUUUUUCGCUCCCUUGUCCGGUGCUCCAUGCCACCUCCGCCGGGUCCCUGGCUCCUUCAGUCCACGAUUUAGGCCCGCUCACUAAUCCCGAGGUGCUGAGCCUGGGCUGGGACGUAGGAAGCCUGCAGACUGCCCCUAGAAGGGCUCCUGAGGGCUGAGCGCUCCAGCGCGGGGCACAGGCAGAGCAGGAAGCAGGUCCGCGUGCGAGCGGGGGGUGUCAGCCACCCGGGAGGUCGGGGCAGAAAAGCCAGACAGCUAAGGCAGUCACCCCAGGGGGUGAGCGACUUUAGGGGAGUUGGUGCCCCGCCCCCCAGGCCUUGGCGGGGUCAUGGGGGCCCCCCAAUUUAGGCCGGGGGGUGUACGAGUCGGGGCCCUGCUGCUGCUCGGUUUUGGGGGGCUGGUGUCUGGGCUCAGCCUGGAGCCUGUCUACUGGAAUUCGGCGAAUAAGAGGUUCCAGGCAGAGGGUGGUUACGUGCUCUACCCUCAGAUUGGGGACCGGCUAGAUCUGCUUUGUCCCCGGGCCCGGCCUCCUGGCCCCCACUCCUCUCCUAAUUAUGAGUUCUACAAGCUGUAUCUGGUAGGGGGUGCCCAGGGCCAGCGCUGUGAGGCACCCCCUGCCCCAAACCUUCUUCUCACUUGUGACCGGCCAGACCUGGAUCUCCGCUUCACCAUCAAGUUCCAGGAGUAUAGCCCUAAUCUUUGGGGUCACGAGUUCCGCUCGCACCAUGAUUACUACAUAAUUGCCACAUCAGAUGGGACCCGGGAAGGCCUGGAGAGCUUGCAGGGUGGUGUGUGCCUUACCCGAGGCAUGAAGGUUCUUCUCCGAGUGGGACAAAGUCCCAGAGGAGGGGCUGCCCCCCGAAAGCCUGUGUCUGAAAUGCCCAUGGAAAGAGACCAAGGGGCAGCCCACAGCCUAGAGCCUGGGAAGGAGAGUAUGCCAGCUACCAUGAGAAGUGUCCUGUUUUGUCCAGUGGCCAAUAGCAAGAUACGAACCAGUUGGGACACAUAUGGACUUGGUCUGAUGCCGAAUGGGUCACUUGGGACAGGAAGUGGCUUGCUCCAGAUAAGAAGUCACCAGGUCUGGACAGAAGUGGCCUGGGAAGUGGCAGAAGCAGUACAGCAGGAACUGGAAGUGCCUUCAUCCAGGACAGGAAGUAGUACUUCUGAAACAGGAAGUGGUCUGGCUGGAACUCAAGUGACUUAGUCUGGGGUUUUGGGGGGAGGGCAGUGGAUGGUUCUUACUCUGUGGAAGAGGGUGGCGGGGCAGGAAGAGCUUCCUAUUUCCGGAGGAAGCUGGAACUUACCGACUGUAAGAAGAUUGGAUGGACUGAGGAGGAUUUUCCUAGUAUUCAGUGGCACUUCCCAGGACCCUCCUUCCUUUGUUCUCUGUGCUGCUUUUAAGACAGCUAAGAUGACUGCCAUCUGCUGUGGCAGGUCCAAUUUGUCUUGUUCUUCUUCCCUUUCCAUAUUCCAAUAUAAGCUCUGUUAUUCAAUAGGACUACCCCAUGUGUCGUCCCCCAGUAUCCCAGAUGGCUAUCUUGUUAAUCACAUCCUCCAUUUCCUAUUCUCUUCAAAUUCAACACAGCUCCCUUCUUAGUGACCAAAAUGGUGGCCCACUGACUGGUUUAGGUGACAGUGGCACUUAGCAACUGCCAACUGUUUCCAUAGUUACAACCUUAUACCUUUUCCUGCCCUCUAGUACACAACUGGAUGUUGCCUCAGUUUCCUCCCAGCUCACUUUCAUUAAACCAGAGCUGCCCUUGGGCACCAAGUUGGCCACCUCAAUCACCACCAGCCACAUAGUUGCUUAGUACACCAGAGGUCAAGUCAUCUCUCUGGUGUAGUUCCCAGCUUUCUCAGCUCCUUCCUGAUUUUUCUAAUUGCUCCAUCCAGGGAACGAACAGGAAGUUGCUAUUGCCAUGGGGGAGGUGGCAGGGUGUGGCUGUCACCUCAAUAGUUUUACUGUAAAAGGGAAAUUUGAAGAACAAAAACCAAAAAAAGAAUAAAAAACUUAAAAAGUUAA
Molecule: messenger RNA, 2954 nt
Organism: Artibeus jamaicensis (Jamaican fruit-eating bat)
Lineage: Eukaryota; Metazoa; Chordata; Mammalia; Chiroptera; Phyllostomidae
Gene: EFNB3
Product: ephrin B3
Exons: 5
Coding region: 1260-2135 (291 amino acids)
Biological process (GO): ephrin receptor signaling pathway; axon guidance
Cellular component (GO): plasma membrane
Molecular function (GO): ephrin receptor binding
Source: RefSeq, a predicted model, not a curated record